UAAUAUCAUUCAUUAGGAUAUCACGGGGCCCACGACCAGACGUUUUUCGAUGAAACAGUAAAAUACCUGUACGUUCGGUCGGCGUCGGUUGCGACACGCAAGACCGACGACAGUGAUCAUUCAUCGUCGUUGGCCCGCGCUCAAGUCUGCGCACCGGUAGGCAAUGACGAUGACGACGAUAAUAAUAACGACGACGCGUACACGUGCCGAACGUCUCCGCCGUUUGCUCGCGAUUCACAAGUGUUCGCCGUCCGCUGUUUGGCCGCCGGCCAUUUCGUCGUGAGAUCCGACCCGAUCGGAUCAGAGAGGAACUGCUGCCGCCGCCGCCGCCGCCGCCUUAUAUUAUUAUUAGCCGUUAUGUAAUAUUGUUCGAAACCUGGCACGGGUCCCGGCAUAGCUGCUGCCGUCGAGCGGUGGUAAACUUCCGAAGCGCUAAAUAUAGAAACAGUCGACCAAAGAGCCGCAGCACCGACUCGCUCGCCGAUUCGGAAAUUCAAUACAAUCGCUGCCGUCUCCCGAGUGUGUGCGUCCUCCGGCCGUGCGUCACAAUAUUUAUAAUACAUCGUAGGCAUCUACGAUUAUCUUCCGUCCGUUUUUGUAUACGCUUCGCUUCAAAAGAUGGCCGACGAAGUGCUGGACUCGGUCAAGAAAUGCGUGAGCGUCAUAAAAGGCGCUAAGACGGACACUGAAAAAUUCGCCGCCCUGUUUAUGGUCACCAAGACCGUGAAAGCCGAGAAGUGCAACCCUCGCUCCAAGCUUGCCCUGUUCGAAGCCAUCGAGUUCAAAUUCAUCAAGCGUUUGUUGCUCAGCGACGAAGUGCCGGCCGGCUGUCCGCCAUUCGUCUACAAGUCUGUAGCGAUGAGCAUACUCACGGCGCUGUGCAGUGUCCAAGAGGUUGCCACUCAUCAAGAAAUAUUACAGAACGUUGACGUGUUCCUAGACAUUGUGAUUGGCGAGGGCGAUGAAGACGAAGAUGAAGUGGACGAGGACAAUCUCAUGCUGGUCAAUGAGGCUUACAAGUGUUUAAAUUUUAUUGCAACAUUUGACCAAGGCUUAAAAGCACUGUUUGACGUCGACACAGUUGGAAAAAUGUGUAAGGUGUAUUCAACAAAAAGCUUUCAAACAGACGAAGCAUUGUCAUUGCUCGUGACUGUCGUUGAAAAGUUUGGUCCGCCUUCAUGGGAAAACAAUGUCCAAAACUUUAAUACGCUGAUGAACAUCCUGGCAGUAGAUUUUGAAACUGAUCACAGUGAACGGAAAUUUAAAUUAUGUUCAAUACUUUCGCCUUUAUUAGGCAAUUGCCCAGUGGAAAUCGUACAAGACACUUGCGAUAAUGAAAUUUGGCCAUCCAAAUUAUUCUUAGGACUGCGAGACAUAUUGACCAGUAAGCUUGUUAAAGCACAACGAGAUCCAGCCAUCAAGUUAGCAUCGCAAAUGCUUACAACGUUUGGUGCUGAAUGGUCUCUGCAAGAUGAAGCAAAACCAAAAGUAUUUUUCUUGAUGUUAAUACAUUUGGCUUCAAUUGAAAUACGUAUGCAAUUAGAAGAUAAAAAAUUUGAACAGGUAUUGGCCAUAGAAAAUUUACUUGGUUCAUGUUUCACAAUUCUAGAAAUAUCAAUUGCUUUCUUAUCGGCAGACACUUUAGAUUUGGAACAAAAAGAAAAACAGCAAACAUAUACAGCACUUAAAGGAGCAUUUACUGCAGUAUUAAAUCUUCUAAAAACUUUGUCUGUAUCUAAGAAACCAUUAGAAGUCAAAGAUAAAUGUUUUGUGUGUUUGAUGCUCAUGUCACUUUCUGCAUGGCUGACGCUAGAAACAUCUGCAAUGAAACCUGCCGUAAACAAUAUUUUGCCAUUUGCUUUACAGAUCGCCAACGAAUCGUUCUUUGCGUAUCGUGCACGUUACAUAUCUGAAAAUGUCAAAUCUGAAGAUAAGCUAGUGACAUAUGAUCCUCUGAGUUCCAUAGACGUAUUGAGGGCAUUCUUACCAGCUCUAUGUCAUAUAACAGUGGAUGACAAGGGUCGUGCAAUAUUAUUACAAAUUAAACAAGAAGAGGUGUUGCAAGAAUGUUUAGCUUUUCAUUGGUCAAUCGCCCAUUAUAAAAAACCAUUGAUACCAAAAUCUGAAAGAUGUAAACCCAGAGGACCAGAACCCGAAAUUCCAGCCGAACGUCUGAAAAAAAUGGCUGACUCUAGAGGUGCAAUUAUUAGCAUAUGUAAUACAUUUAUGAACAUUUGCGUACUAGAAGUAGAUCACGUAAAAAACAGUCCAUUGUUUUUUACCCUCAUGAAGUUUGUGUUUGAUAAUCUACCCGAAUUAAAGAACAAUCAUGAAAACCUUGUUGUGUAUGGCAACAUGGCCGUUUUGGGCCUAUUGCUUCUGAAAUUGAAGACUGCGUACAUUAAGAAAAACGACUUCUCUAUUUGCCGUUACAUACAGUCAACCAUUCGAUUUUUGUGGGAUGCAUACACAGUUGAUGAAAACAGCAACAGUUCACGAUUUGCAUUAGGUCAGUUGGUCGUGACCAUGAAUUAUAAAGAAUCGUGGAUGGAGUUGCAAGAGUUAUGGUUUUUGGGCAUGCAAAAUCUUAGUGGUAUUUUAACUCUUGUUCCGUGGAUAUCAGAAUUUGCAAUCGAAAGCGGUUGGGCAGAAGGCAUCAUAGACAUGUUGGUGAAAAUUAAGCCGGGCUCACUACCAACCAAUGUAAAAUAUGCUUAUGAAGAUUUACUGUGUCGCCUUAUUGAUGCAAACAGUGAUUUGGUAGCCACACUCAAGAAAAAAGACGCUAUUACAGCUUGCCGAGGUCAUAAAUUUAUGGAAUUGGGUAAAAAAUUAUUUGGAGAAUAAUUAUAUUGUCAUAAAACCAUUUGUAUUUUAUUUUCUAUAGCAUUUAUACUUUUAAACAUUUUCAUUUUAUUAUAUACAAAAAAGAAAAAGAUACAAUUAUAUAUUGUAGUAUUUGAAUCAAAAAGCAUAUUCAAUUAAGGACUAAUAUUAAUGAUAAGGACAAAUAUUUAAAAAUAUAUUUUUAAUUUUAUGAAAUUAUGAAACAGUAAUAAUUUUUUAUUUGUGUGUCUAUUAAAUAAAAUAUGGCCUAUGUACCACUUCGAACAGAGUAAUCUUUAAUUAA
Messenger RNA from Rhopalosiphum maidis (corn leaf aphid), 3130 nucleotides. It is a transcript of the gene Neurochondrin, whose product is annotated as neurochondrin homolog. The record is from RefSeq and is a predicted model, not a curated record. Gene Ontology annotation, biological process: regulation of neuronal synaptic plasticity; neuron projection development. Bases 619 to 2847 code for a protein of 742 amino acids. Gene Ontology annotation, cellular component: dendrite. The transcript is spliced from 3 exons. Lineage: Eukaryota; Metazoa; Arthropoda; Insecta; Hemiptera; Aphididae.